AAAACCAAAGAAGAGGUGGCGGCACACCUGCGAGUUGUUCACAGAACACCAGUGUUCCGCAGGACAUAGGGUAAGAAACACCGGUCUAGAUAAACUGACUCUCACGGCUUGUUGAAAAACCAUGUUCAGAGUAGUUCUCGGUGGUUUGGUGUCACACUUGGAGGAUGUAUCCAGUGGGGUCACGUAGGCGUCUCCAGUCUCUUGUCUGGUACUAGUCAAUGUUUUCAUGAAUGACUUGGGUAACAGAAGGGAACAUGUGCUUAUAAAAUUUCAGAUGGCACCAAGCUGUCAGCAGUUACAAGAGCUUUGGAGGACAGGAGUAGAAUUCAAAUGGAAGAACUUGUCUGAAGUGAACAAGAUGAAAUCCAGGAAAGAGAAGAGCAGAGUACUUCACUGAAGAAGGAAAAAUGAAACACACAGCUGGGGAAUGAUGGAGGCAGUAGCACUGUGGGAAAGGAUUUGAGGGUUAUAGCGGCUCACAAAUUGAAUAUGCUGUGGUUGCAAAAAAAGACGAAUGUAGUUCUGGGGUGGAAUAACAGGAGUCUUGUAUGUAACUGUCCUGCUCUGUUUGUUGCUGGUAAGGCCUCAACUGGAGUAUUUUGUCCAGUUUGGGGGCCCCGCUCUUCAGUAAAGAUGUUGAUAAAUUGGGGAGAAUCUAGAGGAGAACAAAAAAAUAAGGGUUAGAAAACUGGACUGAAGGAAUUGGGUGAAGACGAGCUUUCUGUUGAAAACUGGUAUCAGGGUCUUGCAUCUGUACAGUAGAAAGAUGGCCUUCUGUUUUCAUUGGCCGUGUGCUCAGUCUGUAGUGGUUCAUAGCUCUAAUCGAUGCAGAAUCUAGGCAAGGGUUUCUGACUCUUUCAUGGAAACCGAGCUUAUGAUUAAGGGAAGGCCCAUGGUUCCAUUUCAGAUUCAGAAAACUGAAUGGCACCUGUCUGUGCUCCCAGUGAAUGAUAUUUAAUUGCCCUGAGAGAAGCAAAAAACAAAACUCUCUCUGCCAAUAAAAGCUAGGGGGGAAAUCCACCCAAUUCCAACUGUGAUGUAAAUGAAAUGAGCAAGGAUAGUCAAAAUGAUGGAUCUGUUAACUGCAAAAAUUGCCUGGGUGCACAUUUGAGAUGACACACAAGGAAUCCAAAACUGAAAGUUCUCAGGUUUUGUGUUUAACUCUUACCCACCUGUGUCCUGAACUAGCUCUCUGUUUGCAUACUGAGUUACAGGUGGAUACUGAAACAAGUGCACCAGAAACGUUCUGCUGCAUGUGCGCAGUUCACAGGUUUGAAAUAUUUACGAGUCAUUCGGCCUACUUCUGUCUUCGCCUUGGGAGUCUCGCGCAGUAUUGAUUCCAUCUUUCCUCCUUCCUGUUGGACAGCUGUGUACUAGGCUAUUUCCCCACGUGUAUCGAGCACAUCUUUCCAAGCUGUAAAUCACUUCUGUUCUCUAGGUCACUCUGUAUUUCUGCCCUUCCUGAUAUUAAUGACUCCUCUCCAUCUAGUAUUGCUCCUGAAAUUCAGCAUGCUCACUGCAACAUUUUCUAGUUCAUUAAUAAAGCUGUUCAUGGCAGACAGUUGCUGAUCCAUGGGACGUAGUCAUCACUACAAUUCCUGGCACGUGGACAGGAGCAUGAAGGGGAGUUACCUUUGUGCCUCCUGUAAGAUCAUCUCUGUGCUGGUGUGUGUGCGCGUGUGCAUCUGGAGACGGACGCUCCCUCCCACAGACAUGCACUGGUUUGAGCCGUUCAGGUUGUGCACCUUGACUUUAAAGAAACUGGUUGUCUUAAAGGAACUGGACAAAGAACUCAUUUCUGUGGUCAUUGCCGUCAAAAUGCAGGGCUCGAAGCGUAUACUGCGGUCGCAUGAAAUUGUGCUGCCACCAAGCGGACACGUGGAAACCGAACUUGCACUAACUUUUUCACUACAGUACCCUCACUUCUUGAAAAGAGAAGGCAACAAGCUUCAGGUCAUGCUGCAAAGGAGGAAACGCUACAAAAAUCGAACCAUUCUGGGCUACAAGACCUUGGCAGUGGGCUCCAUCAACAUGGCUGAGGUGAUGCAGCACCCGACUGAAGGGGGCCAGGUGCUGAGCCUGUUCAGCAACAUCAAGGAAGCUGCAGCCAAAGUAGCAGAGAUCUGGAUUUUCUCACUGUCCAGUCAGCCCACAGACCACGAUGACAGCACCGUGCAGCCCAGCCAGAAGAUCAAGUCCACAGAUAACUAUUCCGAAGAGGAGUACGAGAGCUUCUCUUCUGAGCAGGAAGCCAGUGAUGAUGCUGUCCAGGGACAGGAUUUGGACGACGAUGAAUAUGAGCUGGGGAAGCCCAAGAAGCAGCGGAGAUCGAUAGUAAGAACGACGUCCAUAACCAGGCAACAGAACUUCAAGCAGAAAGUGGUGGCCUUGCUGAGACGGUUUAAAGUGUCUGACGAGGUUCUGGAUUCAGAGCAGGACCCAGCGGAGCACGUGCCAGAAGUGGAGGAAGACUUGGACCUCCUCUACGACACGCUGGAUAUAGAGAACCCCAGCGACAGCGGCCCUGAGAUGGAAGAUGACGACAGUGUCCUGAGCACUCCUAAACCAAAGCUGAAACCGUAUUUUGAAGGCCUGUCCCACUCCAGCUCCCAGACGGAAAUCGGUAGCAUCCACAGCGCCCGGAGCCAGAGAGAGCCCUCGAGCCCCGUAGAAGUGCCUGAAAAGACCAAGAGCCUUGGAAGCAAACCCCCAGCGGACAGUCUCUCGGACACCGUGUCCUACGAGCCUAGCCAGCAGGAUGCCCAGGAAGCAGAGCUCUCCACGCUGGACGUGUUCAUCGAGAAGCUCCCACCCAGCGGGAAAAUCACCAAGACGGAGUCUCUCAUUAUUCCAUCCCCCAGCAGGCCGGAGGGGAAGCAAGCCGGCCGCCGGGGGAGAAGCACGUCACUGAAGGAAAGGCAGCCGGCACGGCCGCAGAAUGAGCGAGCAAACAGCCUGGACAACGAGCGCUCUCCGGACACCAGGCACCACCUACAGAUCCCAAGGAAAACCGUGUACGAUCAGUUGAAUCACAUCCUGAUUUCUGAUGAUCAUCUCCCAGAAAAUAUUAUUCUUGUUAACACUUCGGACUGGCAAGGCCAGUUUCUCUCAGAUGUUCUGCAAAAGCACACCUUCCCCGUGGUCUGCACGUGCUCCUCGGCAGACGUGCAGGCGGCUUUCAGCACGAUUGUCUCCAGGAUUCAGCGAUACUGUAACUGCAAUUCUCAGCCUCCAAACCCCAUUAAAAUUGCAGUGGCCGGAGCGCAGAAUUACCUCAGUGCUGUGUUGCGGCUCUUUGUAGAACAGCUGUCUCACAAAACCCCAGACUGGCUCAGCUACAUGAGAUUUUUGAUCAUCCCACUAGGUUCUCACCCCGUGGCGAAGUAUCUAGGCUCUGUAGAUCACAGGUACAACAACUUCUUCCAAGACUUAACCUGGAGAGAUUUGUUUAAUAAACUUGAAGCACAGCCCACUGUUCAGGAAACACCAGAUAUUGUCUCCAGAAUAACCCAGUAUAUAGCCGGGGCAAACUGUGCACACCAGUUGCCUAUUGCAGAAGCAAUGUUGACGUACAAACAGAAAAGCCCUGAUGAAGAAUCGUCCCAGAAGUUCAUUCCCUUUGUUGGGGUGGUCAAGGUGGGGAUAGUGGAACAGUCCUCAGCAACAUCAGGUGAUUCCGAUGAUGCGGCUCCCUCUAGUUCCAGUGUCCUUUCCUCUACCCCGCCUUCUGUGUCUCCUGCUGUGAAGGAUGCUUCCCCCACCCCGCCUUCCUCACCGUCUGUUACAGGCAGCUUCUCUUCCUCCAGCCAAAGCCUUGGUGCUGAGCUGAUGGGCCUGCAGCUGGAUUACUGGAUUGCAGCUCAGCCCAUGGAGAAGAAGAAAGACCCGGAGAAGAAGGAUCCUUCUGCUGCCAAAAAUACACUCAAAUGCACUUUCCGGUCUCUCCAGGUCAGCAGGUUACCCACGUGUGGGGAGACCACCAGCACUCCAACCAUGUCAAUGACCGUCGUGACAAAGGAGAAGAACAAAAAGGUGAUGUUUUUGCCCAAGAAAACGAAAGACAAGGAGGUCGAGUCGAAGAGUCAGUGCAUUGAAGGAAUCAGUCGAUUGAUUUGCACAGCGAAACAUCAGCAGAAUAUGCUGCGGGUCCUGAUCGACGGCGUGGAGUGGCAUGAUGUGAAGUUCUUCCAGCUGGCAGCACAGUGGUCCUCUCACGUCAAGCACUUUCCCAUCUGCACAUUCGGACACUCCAAGCCCAACUUCUAGCUGCUUUCCAGGGGCGGUUCUGUCCGCCCGGAGCCAGCCAGGAAUCUGAGUGCCAACUCCGCUCGAGUCUGCCUGCUCCUGCACACGACUUACAGAUGCGACUGGAUUGCUUCACAAUUACUUUUUUCUAUUAAUUCUUAAGUUUACUCCAAGGGAAGGAAGCCCCUUGACAAAGCAAAGAACAGUCUUAAUUAUAGAUGUGCCAAUAACAUGGCAACUAACAGGAGGCCCUCCAGACGUGGGGUGGCCUGCCCGAGGACUUGGCAGCGGAUAGCUGGAUAACUGCACUGCUUACUAACCCCAGCCCUCCGGGGGAGAGAGGGUCCUGGGCUGGGCUCGAGUGGGUUUUGUGGGAGAGCGGGAGGUGCUUUAAGAAGUUUAACUCUCCCCCUUUCGGUCCCUGACCUCAUGCAAAGAAGGCAGAGCCUGGUCCAAGAAUGUGAAAAUAUUGCGCUGUCUGCCAAAACCCAAGCUAAUAGCUGCGGAAGACGCCAGGGAUUCGCCGCAGGUGCAGGGUCGCCAGAGGGCUGCUGUUCUAAGGCCAGGGACUGAAAUGGGCAGCUGUGGGCCUGGCUCGGUGGGGGCAGAGACAAAUAGCAAGUAUGAAAUGUCGGUCUGAGGAACCGCAUUGCUCUAAGCCACCCCCAGCAGCCGAAUCCGGCUGUGAAGGACGCUGGCUUGGUAGGGUUGCUGCUUGCCCGGCCUCUCCAGAGGAUGGGUUUUUACAGGUGCAGAUUCUUUUAAUGCUUUUAAAGAAGAUUGAGGUUGCUAAGAGACGGCAGGACGGCCGAGCUGCUGUCUGUGGGUCGAGCAUUAGAGUACUGGCUAGUUCCUGUGCCCUGAGCCUCACUUGGGCAGCUCCAGUCCCAGCCACCCAGCAGAAGCACACACGUGACCGCACGUCCGACAUGGUGCCUGCAUACCUCACCCCAAAGGUGCCCACUCCUCUCGGCAGUGUGCGCCACGCUGCUGCAGAGCCAGGCCAAGCCCUCCCCAGGCUGUGGGGCGGGACAGCCAGCAUAGCUCUCCAGCAAGCCAUGGGACUGACCUAACUGGAUUUCAGCCACUUGUCUGGGGUCCCUCCUGCCACGGGAGCUGCUGCUGCCCUUCCCCUGGCUUGCGGCUGUGCAGCAAAGCCCGCUGGGAGAGCAGGGGCUUGUCAGGGCUGCCACAUGCCUGGGCUGUCCCCUGUGAGUUCUCGCUAGUCGAGCUCCUGGACCGCAGCUGUGUAGGACAGCACUCCGUCGGCUGUGUGGGCCACGGGCCGGCUUCAGCCCCACCCUGCCACAACAGGGGUGCAGGACUCACGCAGAGCCCGCUAUUGCCAUCUCCGCCAGGUUGGCAGCUGCUCCGGCGGGCUACGGGUGCACAGCGCAGCCAGCCAGGGACUGAAACGCGCUCGCCCGCCCCGCUCACUGCAGCAGCGCAGGAAGCUGCCCAGCCCUGGAGCACCAACGGCUGCUCUGAUUGACUUUCAGUAGCUCUCCAGGCUGGCUCAGCGCGAGGGGACCUCUGGAGCUGGAGGGGCUCGGUGGGGGCAGGUAAUUGGGUAAUCGAAGAGUCGAUACAAUCUCGAUCAGCUACACGGUUGGUCGGGAAGGGAAGGAGUGAGCUGUUGAAAUGGGCGCACAGGCAGCCUGGCUCCUACGACAUUUCAACGGCAGCGCUGCAGCGGGGGGGCCCUGGACCCAGCGCAAGCUGGAACUGAGACGGGCUUGCUCAGUCCUGCUCGUGCUGGGUCCAGCAGCCCCAGGGGCUCCCUGUGGACAGGCUGCUGCUGGAGCAGCCUCCCCACGCUGUAGGGAGGGGGCGGAGUGGCACUCUGGAGAUGGUGUUGGGGGAACCAGUUUUAAGCCAGCUCCCCCCAGCACUAGUUCCUGCUCCCCCCGCUUGCUACCUCUGAUACAGAGGCAGCGGGGGGGAGGGGGAGGAGCAAGUAAAUGACAUGACUACUGCUAAGCCUAGGCUUCUCGGGCACGUGACUGACCCACUACGUUUUUACACCCCCGCUUAGAGCUACUUUCCUUCCCUGCUGUAGGACAGAGCCGUGCACUGCUCUGCCGAACAGCAGGAACACCGCAGCUUUCCCCUGGGUUCGCUCCCUGGGGCGGGGCGGGGCGGAGCUUUCCAUCGCGGGCACACGGCACACAACGCGCUGGAGGGAAUUCCCAGGAAUCCUCCCCCAACAGCAGAGCCCCGCAGCCUGCUCCUCCCGGGCCCCCUGGCAACACCGCUCCGGGGAGAAGCCUCCAGCCAGGAUUGCCAGCCCCGGCUUUGUUGCUUUGCAAAGGAGCCAUCCCUCCAUCCUUGCGGCGGGCAGGGUGCAGCUGCGUGAGGGAGGCUUCUGGGGGUCCCAGUCUCAUGGGCAGGUUGCGCUGCUCGGGCCCGUGGUCAGGGGCAUACACCCCACGUGGCUCCUUCCCCUGCCCCCUCCAAGGCAGUUUCAGCCCCAGCAUUUUGGGACAGGGACUGAAGGAAGAUAUGCAAGGGGCAGGGAGCCGGUUCUGCCUCCCACAUGGGUCACUCUGGAAAGGCGCGUCCUGCCGGAGGGGCUCCGGUAGACAGACCCUUUCUAGUGCAAUUACAGCCAUGGCCAGGAACCAGCUCGCCGCCCUCUGGCAGGGCCCCCAGCAGUGCUCCCCUCUGAGGAAAGGGCAGGUCCCUUGGCCAGGGCGGAAGGAAUCUCUCUUCGGUGCCAUGGCUCAGUGACUGCGCGGUGCUGCCUGGCAGCCGCAGGCCAGGAACACGCAGAAAGCUGCUUCGUGCCGCCACGGAGCCUUUCAGUGAAAUCGGUUCAGGUUCCUCCUCAAACCCCUCUUCUCUGUGCGAGUAGAGUGGCUGAAAUCAUCGCUGUCCCCUGGCUGCUGCUCUGCCCGCGGGCCUGGCCCUGCAAGGACUUGGACUGGCUCUUGGCCAGGGUUUGCGCGUUGCUCCUCUGUACGCCCACCCCCUGCAGACACCAUGGGACUUGCCAGCUCCUGCCUGUCAAAUACGCGGUGGCUGUUUCUCCUUCCCGCGGGUCAGCACGUCACUUGACGUACGUUUCCCCAGCGGCGCUUCCCGCCCCGGGGCCCCUCGCGCUCACACCGCCGCUCGCUUGGCGUAGCCUGGCUUGCAAGGAAACACCCCGUGAGCCGCAGGCCGGAGCUGGCCCUGGGGAAAGCUUCGUUCCUGGGAGCUGGUCGUGGUGCUGCCCUGCUUCCAGGCCCAGGUUGGCGCUGGAUCCCUGGUCUCCUGGCCGUGCUUUGUGUCAGUUUGAUGCCAUGGUUGCUUUCUCUGAGCUGCUUCCGGUGACCAACUUCAUCCCUGGCUGCUGGGAAACCAUUGUAGGAGCCUGAGCCGAAGGUCUGCCGUAGCCGAGUGCCGGGAAGUGAUUGGGCUGAGUCAGUGACGGGAGCCACCCCUGCUCGGUCUCCCACAUGGUGCUCCCCAGCCAACCAAUCCAGGGCUGAGGAACCCCCCGUCGAGCUGGCCUUUGACGACACCAUUGUACUCGGGCAGGGCAGGGCUCACCGGGGAGUGUGGGGCCAGUUAGGCCUAGAAAGGGGCCAUCAGGGUGCUGCUUGAUUGCCUCUGCAGUGCUGAGUGCAGCAGGCCGAGCCUCAUGAGCCGUAACCGCCACAGCCCCAGGUUUAAAAUAGGAAAGACCUCCAGAGGCCUCCCCCCAAAUGUGACUCAAAGGAAGCUGUCUCGCUGGCCAGACCGGGCCUAGCCUGCGUUAGCUGCUUUCUUCGGCCCCACGUUUCUGGCAGCGCCCAGGCAGGAGGGGAGGGACAGAGCAGACUAGCUUUCUGCUGCUUGCACGCUGCCCCUCACCCAUCAACUCUCCGCCCCCGCUGACUGGGACUGCUGCUCUGGCCUUCGUCCCUUUGCUCCCCUGAUUGCUCCGGGGAGCCCCAAGCCAAGACUCCAGCACUGCCCUGUCCGGAGGUGCUCUGCCCCAGCCCGCCCUUGGAGGUGGGAUCCAAGGAGAUCCCUGGUGCCCUGGACUCCAGUUCUCCACGCCAUUGCAGAACUCCACCGUGGCACGCCAGGCCGUGGCCUUGCCUACUGAGUGCUUGCUGGCUAGCAUGUUUUUCUUUGCCUGAAAGAAAGCAGCUGCGGGAGCAGCAGUGUUCACUCGCCCCAUUUCACCUGCAGUUCUCAGUCGGUUUUCUGCUCAGCCCAGCUACAGCCCCUUGAGCGCUGUAAGUUUCCUAGUCCUCUCGUUGGCAUUAGGCUGAGGGCACUUGGCAACCUCCCCUUGGCUUCAUUUUGCUGUGUUAAUGACAAGCCUUGUCCUCCCCUAGGGAGGAGAGCUGAGGGCAAAGCAGCAGAAUGGGAAGGAUCUGUAUGGCAUGGCCAUACCUAUAGGCCAUUGACUCAGCUAAAAACCAAACUGACCAGCAUUGCUCCAUUAAUGUCCCAAACCACUCUUACUGCCGUGUGUCCUGUUAGUCCGUGGCUAGCUGCUGCUGCCACCUGGGGUCUGUCUGGCCAGUGGUUCUGUACCAAGAAAACAUUCGAAGACUGGUUACACUUAGGGGUUCAAGAAAUAGUACCCGGUGCCUUCGAACCCUGUAAGCAGAACAUGGUGGUGAGAAUGGAGUCUCUUCUGCCCUUGUGCGAAGGACUGGAAAGACGGGUGCGUCUGACAGUCUGGCGGGGUCUGAGCUGAAAGUGAAAGAGCCAGCUGUGUGGUUUGUCCAUCUUCAUACUGUCUGCUUACAGAUGCUGAGGGGAGAAACCCGCCAGCCGCUGGAACUGUGGCAACUCACUAACCUCUAGCAUGGCCUUCCGCUGGGACGCCCAGCGUGAGAAGUGGCCAUCUGAGCACAGUGUCUCCCCCAGGCCUUCAUGAGGCGCCUUGCAAAGCGCUGGGCGGGAGCGUGGGGAUGCUGAGCUCACCUGGCCUUCUGCAGUGGCUUCAGAGUGUGAUGCUGGAGAGGAGGAGGAGUCAGUUUUGCAAGUAGCAGGACACUGAUUCCUUUAAAAGGAAGCCUACUUGGUUUAACCUCAAAAUCCCUGUUAGGCUGGCUUCCUUCUCCACGCAGCCUGCUGGAAGGAGUCCCAGAACGCAGUGUGUCUGACUCGCAUGCAGCACAUCUGGACUCCACACCUUGCCACGGGCAGGGCCACUAGUGUGUGUGAUAGUCAUGUGCAGCAAGCCUUGCUCAGACGUCCAGCGCAGGGACGUUACCACUGUAGAUCUGUUGUCCAUCUGUGUCAUUGUAUUGUUGGGUUCUAGGUUUUAUAUGAAGACAAACGACAUGUAAAUAGCCUUUUUUGGAAUGAACUGCAAUGUGCGCAACCUCAUCAACUAUUUUAUGGUACUAAUGCACCACUAAUAAACCUGGACAUGAAAGCA
Molecule: messenger RNA, 9613 nt
Organism: Pelodiscus sinensis (Chinese soft-shelled turtle)
Lineage: Eukaryota; Metazoa; Chordata; Testudines; Trionychidae
Source: RefSeq, a predicted model, not a curated record